This is a messenger RNA of Nerophis lumbriciformis (worm pipefish), 741 nucleotides long. The record is from RefSeq and is a predicted model, not a curated record. Lineage: Eukaryota; Metazoa; Chordata; Actinopteri; Syngnathiformes; Syngnathidae.
AUGGCAGCAGCCAUCGCCAGCUCCCUUAUUCGACAGAAAAGGCAGGCGAGGGAGCGGGAAAAGUCCAACGCCUGCCGCUGCGUCAGCAGCCCCAGUAAAACGAAAGGGAGCUGCGACAAACCCGGGCGACUCAACGUCUUCUCCCGGGUCAAACUCUUCGGAUCCAAGAAGAAGCGUCGGAGACGGCCAGAGCCCCAGCUGAAGGGGAUUGUGACCAAGCUGUACAGUCGGCAGGGUUUCCAUCUCCAGCUGCAGGCAGAUGGAACCAUUGAUGGAACCAAGGAGGAGGACAACGGCUACACCAUGUUCAACCUUAUUCCCGUGGGUCUGCGCGUGGUGGCCAUCCAGGGGGUGCAGACCAAACUCUAUCUGGCUAUGAACAGUGAGGGCUUCCUGUACACGUCGGAACACUUCACGCCGGAAUGCAAAUUCAAGGAGUCAGUGUUCGAGAACUACUAUGUGACGUACUCCUCCAUGAUAUACCGCCAGCAGCAGUCAGGCAGGGGCUGGUACCUCGGUCUGAACAAGGAGGGAGAAAUAAUGAAGGGCAACCAUGUCAAGAAGAACAAGCCGGCAGCCCACUUCCUUCCAAAACCUCUAAAGGUGGCGAUGUACAGAGAGCCAUCCCUCCACGACCUCACGGAAUUCUCCCGCUCCGGUAGCGGUACGCCCACCAAGAGUCGGAGCGCCUCGGCCAUGCUGAACGGCGGCAAAGCUGUGAGCCAGAAUGAGUCGACGUAG